This is a messenger RNA of Diatraea saccharalis (sugarcane borer), 1650 nucleotides long. NCBI's taxonomy places the organism in Eukaryota, Metazoa, Arthropoda, Insecta, Lepidoptera, Crambidae. The record is from the annotation of a GenBank genome assembly.
GAUGGAAUAUUGGAUUAAACGAGUUAAUUUUGUACGAUUUUUUCUGUGCUCUUAUGUUUUUACAGAAGACAAAGAGUGAUGGUAGCGUUUAGAGUAAUCAUUUGUGUCUGUAAUAAAACAAUUGUCUCGGAAUUCGACGGGAACAUUCUUUGACGUUUGUUUCCACGUGGUGACCGUCAGAAUUUAGUCUACGUGUUAUAGUAAAAACCUUGUAGUGGCAAUUAAAAGUCCUCGACCGCAUUCCACGGAGACAUGGAGUCCUUAAACAUGUCCAAGCUCAACUUAUCCAGCGUUAGAGGGAGUACUUCCCAGGAGAAUGGAACAAAUAAAGAGCCAUACGAAGUGAAACUGGAAUCAAUUACAUUAACAGAUCCUGAUCAUGAAUAUAAUUGUGAAUACAGAGAUGAUAUUUGGCAAAACCUGCUGGCACAGGAAGCCGAAAAACCCACCAUACACUUACAAUCACCACAGUUGGAAUUCCGUGGAACACUAGUGCAGCAACUCCGUGAUGUGACAAAGAAGCUUGGCUUGAGUAUCGCUACCCUGCAUGCGGCUGUGGCACAGUUGGACUUGUUUAUGGAUGCACACAGACUCAGAGCAGACCGGCUGACUCACGUUGCGCUUGCCUGCCUAAGUCUAGCGGCAAAGAGCGAAGAGAAAGCCAGCCGAGCUCCCACUCUGAAGACUUUAGCCAAAAUAAGUGGCGUUCAACUAUGCGGCAAGACUUUCAGACAAUUGGAGUGGAUGGUCGGUCAACAUGUCCGUUGGAGGCUGUUAGCACCAACCCCCGUGAGCUUCGCAGCACUUCUAGCUCAGUAUGUGGUCACUGACGCUGACCUCACAACUAGGCAUCCGAAGUUCGUGAGACGUUUCAAACGAGACGGUGCUAAACUGCUGGAAGCUUAUUUGGACUUAACAUUGUCUGACGUGCGGCUGAAGGUGGUGGACUCUGUGGACGUGGGUUGCGCGUGCGUGGCGUGUGCGCGCGCAGACCUCGGCCUAUGCGCGUGGCCCGUUUGGCUGGCGACUGCAGCCGGUAGGAAGCCCACCAGCGUCGCGCCCAUCGCACGACUAUUGCAGAGGAUGAUGCAGAUACUGAAGUCGCGUGAGACCAACGUCGAUUCGGAAGCUGAUCAAGGAUAUAGCAGCGCUAGGACUUCCCCGAAUCUGACUCCGAAUGCUUCUCCUGGGUAUCAAAUAUCACCGGCGUCCAGCACUUGCAGCACCUCAUCCAGAUCACACAACUACGAUUACCGUCAACGUCCAAUCGAGAACAGACCGGACAACGCUUAUUCAGUCCUAGACGUGACCGAUACCAAUCCAGAACCGAACGUAGACGUCCAGCAAUACUAUCAAUUACCAACAGCUGUCGAUAUGAGAUGCCAGAGGGUGAACAAUCCAGCUGAUUACAGGUAUUGCAGGUCUCGUAGAUUAGUAGAGGCUAGUUUAGAUAACGUCCAACCUUCUACGAGUAUGGCUGUGAAACGUGGUCUAGACACCAACGUUGAAUUAGAAAAUAAACGUUUCCGUUUGACGACUCAGAUGUCUCAAGUGGUUCUAUGAUUAUUUCUAGUCUAUAUGUGCAUGUUCACUAUACAAGACUGCCUUUAUUUAUAUGUCAUUAAAGUAGAAAAUGACAAAUGUUUAGUG